Molecule: messenger RNA, 645 nt
Organism: Lachancea sp. 'fantastica'
Lineage: Eukaryota; Fungi; Ascomycota; Saccharomycetes; Saccharomycetales; Saccharomycetaceae
Source: the annotation of a GenBank genome assembly
AUGGCAGCAGAAGUUCCAACUUUCAAAUUGGUGCUCGUUGGUGACGGUGGUACUGGUAAGACGACAUUUGUCAAGAGACAUUUGACGGGUGAGUUUGAGAAAAAAUACAUUGCUACAAUCGGUGUGGAGGUGCACCCUUUGGCGUUCUACACCAACUUUGGUGAGAUCAAGUUCGACGUGUGGGACACGGCCGGCCAGGAAAAAUUCGGUGGUCUAAGAGACGGCUACUACAUCAACGCACAAUGUGGUGUGAUUAUGUUCGACGUGACGUCGCGUAUCACUUACAAGAACGUGCCCAACUGGCACCGUGAUUUGGUGCGUGUGUGUGAAAACAUCCCUAUCGUGCUGUGCGGUAACAAAGUGGACGUGAAGGAACGUAAAGUCAAGGCCAAGACCAUCACUUUCCACCGUAAGAAGAACCUGCAGUACUACGACAUCUCUGCCAAGUCCAACUACAACUUUGAAAAGCCAUUCUUGUGGCUAGCCCGCAAGCUGGCCGGUAACCCUCAGUUGGAGUUUGUGGCCUCCCCUGCCCUAGCACCUCCAGAGGUGCAGGUCGACGAGGCCUUGAUGCACCAGUACCAGCAGGAAAUGGAGCAGGCCACCGCCUUGCCCUUGCCUGACGAAGACGACGCUGAUUUGUAA